Porites evermanni is the source of this 324-nucleotide messenger RNA. The record is from the annotation of a GenBank genome assembly. NCBI's taxonomy places the organism in Eukaryota, Metazoa, Cnidaria, Anthozoa, Scleractinia, Poritidae.
ACAGUUUGUAUUCAUACUGAAAAUCAAAAUCAAGUGAGCUUUUACCCUUUUGUUCUACAUGAGAUUUCUGUUCUCAUUGAGCUCACCUUAGGACACCUGCGUUAUCAUUUGACAGAUGUGCCGCCCCAGCCAAACUCCCAACCUGACGGUGUCUUGGGCUUGGAUCCUCCCGUCCGAAGACGAGAGUUAAGUCCAGAACGUGGACCUUGCGGUCCGCUUCCACUUCAUCCAAUAAGUAAAAAAACGAUAAGAGUAGUGGUAUUUCACCGGCGCAUUGCUGCUCCCACUUAUUCUACACCUCUCAUGUCUUUUCACAAGGUCAGA